This is a messenger RNA of Melopsittacus undulatus (budgerigar), 4714 nucleotides long. It is a transcript of the gene LRCH1, whose product is annotated as leucine rich repeats and calponin homology domain containing 1. The record is from RefSeq and is a predicted model, not a curated record. The coding region runs from base 134 to 2275 and encodes 713 amino acids. The transcript is spliced from 20 exons. NCBI's taxonomy places the organism in Eukaryota, Metazoa, Chordata, Aves, Psittaciformes, Psittaculidae. Gene Ontology annotation, molecular function: protein binding.
CCCCCUCUCCGUCACGGCGGCUGUGCCGCCACUACAGCCAGCGGGAGGAGGAGGAGGAGGAGGAAGAGAGGCAGGCAGGCAGGUCCGACGGCCCUCUUGGGUACCCCCAGCGGCGAGGCGGGCGAGGGGAAAGAUGGCGACGCUGGGAGGCGAGUCGCAGCCCUUCCCCGCCACGGCUCUGGCGGCGGCAACGGCUGGGGUGGGCGGCGGCGGGUCCCUGGGCUUGCAGGCGCCGCUGAACCGCGGUCUGGAGCGGGCGCUGGAGGAGGCGGCGCAUUCCGGGGGGCUCAACCUGAGCGGCAGGAAGCUGAAGGAAUUCCCGCGCAGCACCGCCGCCCUCAGCCACGAUCUCUCCGAUACGGUGCGGGCAGAUUUAUCCAAGAAUAGAUUAACAGAGGUUCCUACGGAGUUGUGCCAUUUUGUGUCACUGGAAACACUAAAUCUAUACCACAAUUGUAUUAAAAUUAUACCAGAUGCCAUAGUAAACUUGCAAAUGCUCACUUACUUAAAUUUGAGUCGAAAUCAACUUUCUUCUUUGCCAGCUUGCCUGUGUGGUCUUCCUCUAAAAGUCUUAAUUGCAAGUAACAAUAAGCUAGGUUCCCUUCCAGAAGAGAUAGGUCAGCUAAAACAGUUAAUGGAACUGGAUGUUAGCUGUAAUGAAAUCACAGCUUUGCCACAACAGAUAGGCCAACUGAAAUCUUUAAAAGAACUAAAUGUCAGAAGAAAUUACCUCGAAGUUUUACCCCAAGAACUUGUACAGCUUCCCUUAGUAAAGUUUGACUUUUCCUGCAAUAAAGUGCUUGUAAUUCCAGUAUGUUUUAGAAAGAUGGUGCAGUUACAAGUAUUACUGCUUGAGAAUAAUCCUUUGCAGUCUCCACCAGCACAAAUUUGUACAAAGGGUAAGGUGCAUAUAUUCAAAUAUCUGACUGUACAGGCCUGUCAGAUUAAAACAGCAGACUCACUGUAUCUUAAUGCCAUAGAACAACAGCAUUUGCCACAACCCGUGGAAGAGAGCAUUGAUGACAUCUAUCCAAGUAAAAAGGACUCAGAUUCAGGUGUUGGUAGUGAUAACGGUGAUAAACGUUUGUCAGCAACAGAGCCAUCUGAUGAAGACACUAUCAGCUUUAAUGUACCAAUGUCGGACAUUGUGGAAGAAGAUCAUGUUGUAAAGGAAGAUUCAAGUCACCAUGCUAACUCAAGAAAAGUGGAAUUCCAUCAAGUAUCUUCUCACUUGAUUGUCAGUGAUAAGUCAAGAGAAAUAGAAGACCAGUUUGAUGAAUCAGAUACUCUUACUACUGAAUUUAUGAGUUACAUUAAGAGUAGAGCAGCAGAGUGUAAUGAAUUGUUGAGAAUAGAAGAGGACACACAAUGGCACACAGAAGAAAUAAUAAGUUUAUCAGAAGAACAAACUAUUGAUAUAGCAAUGAUAGAGCAACUAAGAGAAGCAGUAGAUUUAUUACAAGAUCCCAACAGAUUAAGCAUGGAUAUUUCAGAGAGCAGUGAUGUGAAUCUGUAUCCCAUGGAACCAACAACAGCUUUAGAAUUUCAGGAAUCUACAGUAAACGGUCAAAUGCAGAUGGAGAUGUCUUCCCUUGGUCAGAGAGAAAAUGCUGAAGAGGAACUAGAAUUUCAGAGAAGGAGGGAGUUGAUUAUGGAGAAAGCAAAGUCUGAAAUGAGACCUUGUGAACAGGGUGAAAAAUGGUCAUUGAGUCAGAAUGAUCGAGUUGUUUGGAAUACAAGUGGACAAACUUCUCAUAAUGAGAACAAGGAUAAAAGUCCAACAAUGUCUCCUACUACAAACACCACAAUCCCUUUUGGCUUGAAGCCACGAUCAGUGUUCUUAAGACCACAAAGAAAUUUGGAAUCAAUAGAUCCACAAUUUACAAUUCGAAGGAAAAUGGAACAGAUGAGAGAAGAGAGAGAGCUUGUGGAACAGCUACGCGAGAACAUUGAAACAAGACUAAAGAUUUGUUUGCCUGAAGACCUGGGGUCUGCUCUGAUGGAUGGUGUAGUUCUCUGCCAUUUAGUAAAUCAUGUUCGUCCGCGGUCUGUAGCAAGUAUUCAUGUACCUUCACCAGCAGUACCUAAACUUAGCAUGGCCAAAUGCAGAAGAAACGUGGAAAACUUUCUGGAUGCAUGUAGAAAACUGGGAAUUCCAGAGGAGAAGCUCUGCCUGCCACAUCACAUCCUAGAAGAAAAGGGCUUGGUAAAAGUGAGCAUAACAGUUCAAGCACUGCUAGAUGUAACCACAACGAAACAAGCUUUAUUCACAUGAAACUCCUCUCUGCUGUUACCAGCUCCACUGUGCCAUCAAAGAGUCAAAAUACUGCCCAGCUUUUUAAACUGCAUUGAAAACAACCCAGUGCUCCAAGAGUAUUCUUGUAAUUGAUUUCAAAAUUACCUGUCAGACUGUACCUGUGCAUCCAAUGACAAACCAGAAACUAAACGGAAACAUUUCCUAGAGCAAGUUGGCACUUCACUGCUUUUUAUAGCUCACUUUGUACAGUACUUACUGAAACAGUCACCUCUCUGCCACUUACAGAUGUGUGGAGUCCACAGCUGUCUUGCAGCAAGAUACCUUUGUACUAUUAACCUAAGAAUCACUGUAGUCAUGAUGGGGAGGGAGGGUAAAUCAGACUUGUACCACUUUAGGUUUUUCUGCAGUUGCUUCAGGCUAUGAUUGCCUUUUAAAAAUAUCCAGACAUCAAAUAUUUAUAUAAAUAUUAUUUAUUAGUGAGUUGUUAUUCAUCCUUUGGAUGCAAAAAUGUAAAUUAGGAAACUGUAUUUUAUUACUGCUUUUUUGUGGUUAAACACUUUAUUUUAAUAUAAAUAUUGAGUUAUUUUUUAUUCUACUUGGUGUGCAGUAGCUCUAGAUCUCCAUAAACUGUACUUUCUAAUACGUAAGAGAGAAAAAAGCAAACACAAGAGGUGCUUUUCUGAAAAAGACAGCGAGCUGGAAUGCCAUUCUUGAUCUCUUGAAUUUGUGGAACAUUUUUGUCAGCAUUCCAUUGAGUUUCCUACAUUCCAGUAGCACUUUUCCCCCCGACUAGUGAAUUGGCUAAAACUGAGAGCACACCCAUUCUAGUUGUAUAUAAAUGUUUAAAAAACACAAAGGAAAAAUGUAAACUUGAAAAGUAAAUGUGAAUGAGUAUUUUUGAUCGCUUAUUUUACUAUGCACAAGACAUUUAACUUUUUCCUCAAGAAAAUGAACAAUGUGCAUUAGGAUCAUGUGUCUUGAGAUAGGAUUUUGCACUGUAACUUGAUUUCUUUUAAAGACUACAGCACUACAGAACAAAUAGUAAGAAACAGCACAAGAACAGUAACGAGAAGAGUCACCAGGUAGCCAAAACUGAUUUGUUUUCUUCAGAGAUUCCAGGGGAGAUAAAGUUAUUAAAAUUGCCAAAGGCAGACUCAAAGACCUGAUCUUCCACAUCUAUUUGCUGGAUCCAGGUCUUCUCCUUAUGGUCUCCAUCAGUUCCCCACAGAACUAAGCACAAUGUUCUGCAGUGGAUGUUUUUGGGAUCAGACCUCUUAUCCCACAUCAGCAAUAGAAAAUAAGGUUCUUGUUCUUAUUAAUACUUCAAAGUAUCAUUUUUUUGUUAAAACAUCACAUAUUUUAGAUCAAGAAGUUCCAUUCUUGCCAUGCCUGGAACAUCUGUUUUCCUUUCCUAUGAGAAGCUUAGGGAUGUAACUUCAGCAGGCGGGGCAGGAAAACUGAAUGUGGGGAAGAGAAGAGCUCGGGGUCAGUGGUGAAUGCAGGCAGGGAGUUGGAUAUGUGUAAUGAUAAAAAAGAAUCAGGGUGGUGGUGGGAGGACUAAAUAUUUAAGCAAGAGAAUGGGGAGAGGACUAUUGUAUAAAGACUUUUGGGAAGGGUGAUGCAUACCUGUCACAGAAACACUGUGCUUAAACCCAUCAGUAUUCCAACAGUAGGUUUAUAAGGGUUAAUACAGUGUUUGAAUGCAAACUUCUGUGAUUAGUACCACAAAUCGGGUAUGUAGUGACAGCAGUGUGUCAGGUGGAGGAAGGUGGGCUCAAAGCCAACAAAGCAUAGUUUAUGCAUGGAAUAUCCAGUUACUUCAACCAAAGCAAAAGAGUUUAUUUUACAGAGGGAACAUUAACUUCAACUGUAAUUUUCUGAUUGGCAGCUAGCAUAUGGUUUCCUAUAAAAUGUACUGUGCACUUUAACACUAAAUUAAAAUGUAUUUUAAUAUUUUACAGAGCUGCACAAAUAUCUGUUUUGUCAAAAAGCACGAGCAAUGUAAAGAAAAUAAGUUUUCAAGUCAGAGUUUAUCAAAUUUUAAAUGCAUUCACAGAUCAAGUAUAAAAAAUAGGAGUAUUGAUUUCUGCAUCUUGAGGGAUAAAAUGCAGGUUUCCUGAGUAUUUUUUUACAAUGUAUAUAUGGCAACAUGAAGCUUUGUAAUUAUUAUUUUGACAAAUCUUGGUUUUUUUCAUAAUUAAAAUUUUUGUUUUCUCCUGAUAGUGUCUUUCAGUAUUUGCUUGAAGUUGGCUGUAAAUAAAGAGCUCUAAAUAUUUUGUAAUACAGCUUUUUUUAUGCAGUCUUAACCUGUAUGGCUGAAAGGAGAACCUCCAUCAACCUUUGUACCCUAUUUGUAUGUGCAAUAAAACAUGCAUGGCAAAGCUCUACUACCCUAAGCAGCACACACAAUGUAUAUAGACGAUCUCUACUGUAGCUACAAUUAAACUCUAUUAUUUG